AUUCUUCCAUCUAUCCUCCUUACAUCCCUCCAUCUCUCUCUCUCUCUCUGUCUGUACGUCCGGUCUCGGUGCUGCUGGUUCAUGUUGGAUCACGGGGAGGAUGUUGAAGUUCCGUGUGGACAGGAGAGUCAGUCAACAUGACCCCCGUGGACCAGCUGGACCUGUGAGUUCGAUCCAGCUGGAGGACCUGACACCUGUACACUCCUACCUGCAGUGUUGUGACAUGAACGGGAAGAUCAACUCUGAGAGAAUCCCUCACUCUAAAAGUGGCAACAUGGUGUCUGAGCUGAGUCCAGAGGGACACACCUACACACGGACGUCUCGUACUCCAAGGAAGGCGGCGACUUUCGGUAAGCGCUCAAACUCAAUGAGGAGGAACCCCAAAGCAGUGGUGGCCAAACAGGGCUGGCUGUACAAACAGGCGAGUAGUGGAGUGAAGCAGUGGAACAAGCGGUGGUUCAUCCUCUCAGACAGAUGCCUGUUCUACUACAAAGAUGAGAAGGAGGAGUCCGUGUUAGGGAGUCUACCUCUGCUGAGUUUCAGAGUCGGAGGAGUGGAGCUGUCCGACAACAUCACCCGAAAGUUUGCCUUUAAGGUCAGAGACGUUAACAGAUGUUCUGAUAAUGAUUUUACUUUAAGAUCCCUGAGUGAUCUCUGAGUGUGAUCCCUGAGUGUGAUCCCUGAGUGUGAUCCCUGA
Messenger RNA from Labrus bergylta (ballan wrasse), 697 nucleotides. NCBI's taxonomy places the organism in Eukaryota, Metazoa, Chordata, Actinopteri, Labriformes, Labridae. The record is from RefSeq and is a predicted model, not a curated record.